AGAUAUAUCCAAAUACCUUGGGCCGAAUCACCCCUACCGUAUCGCAGCGCAUCGUCGGGUGCAUAUUAGCCUAGUAAAAUGUUAUUGACCAGGUACGAAGGAUGGGCUUUCCGAUUGCGGGACGCAAAACGGUAUUUCAGUACGAAAAGUGUCCCGAAAGCUGAGAUCAAAUACACCAGCACUAUAAAUUUACCGAAAACAAAGUUUCCGGCCCGUUUGAGCGUGGAAAAGCGAACCGAGGUGGAGGACCAACUGCGCAAGAACUGUUUGAAUCAGCUGUACAGCUGGAACCGAAAUGCUCUGCCCGCAGCGAAUGAAUUUGUGCUACACGAUGGACCACCGUACGCCAACGGCGAUCUGCACAUGGGACAUGCGGUGAACAAAAUCUUGAAGGAUCUCAUACUGAAGCACAAAAUGAUAAGCGGUACACGGGUGCAUUACGUGCCUGGUUGGGAUUGUCACGGAUUGCCGAUAGAAUUGAAGGCACUGGAAGCGUUCAAUCGCCGAAAGCACCAUGCGCCGGGUGAAACGCUCCAAACGGCACCGGAAAUCCGCAACACUGCCCGCCGGUUUGCGCUGGAAACAAUCGCAAAGCAGAAGAGUGGAUUCGAAUACUGGGGAGUGACGGGUGCCUGGAACGACGACGACCAGGGAUACUAUCGGUCGUUGGAUCCUUCGUACAUCGGUGCACAGCUGCGGCUGUUCAGUGAGCUGUACGAGCGAAAGCUUAUCUAUCGCGACCUAAAACCCGUCUACUGGUCGCCCUCCUCACAGUCGGCUUUGGCGGAGGCAGAGCUAGAGUACGACGAGGCAUAUCAAAGCCCCUCGCUGUAUUUGAAGGUAGCGUUAGAAAACCGUGGCACCAGCUGCCCUGCCAUAGACCAGCGCCAGCUGACGGACGAACAGGUGUUUGCCGUAAUAUGGACAACCACUCCCUGGACCUUGCCCGCCAAUCAGGCCAUAUGCUACAAUCCCACGCUGGAAUACAGCAUCGUGCAAUCAUCAGCCUCCGGUGAGCUGCUGCUGGUGGGAAAGGAGCUCGUAGACUAUUUGGCAGCACAGCUGGAAACGUCGCUUACGGUGCUUCAAACCAUACCCGGUACAGAGUUGGGCACCUUAAAAUACCAUCAUCCCUUGGACCGGAGCAAACUGUUGCCCUUUCUACCAGCAUCGCAUGUGAAAGCGGAGAAGGGAACUGGUCUGGUACACACUGCUCCAGCCCACGGACCGGAAGAUUUUCUCGUUUGCUUGGAGCGUAAAAUAUCGGUCGAGAAUCUUAUCGACGAGCGUGGGCUGUACAAUGAGCGCGCGCCAUCGUUUCUCGCCGGCAAGUAUGCACUAACCGAGGGCAACACGCUGGUAACGGAAGCGCUGAAAGAUUCCGUGCUGAAGCUGUGCACCAUCGUACACUCGUACCCUAUCGAUUGGCGAACCAAGCGGCCGGUGAUGCUGCGUGCCAGCGACCAGUGGUUCAUCGAUACGAACCGCCUCAAGGAGCGGGCUUUGGAGGAGAUGCAGAUGGUCGAAAUCUAUCCACACGCAUCGUCGGAGGUAAGCAAGAAGGUGCUCGAAGCACAGCUCAGGAAACGACCGUACUGGUGCAUUUCGCGACAGCGCGCCUGGGGUGUGCCGAUCCCAGUGCUGUACGACACCGUGACAAAGGAACCGAUCGUUAGCCGAGCGUUGCUUGCUGUCAUCGAAGAUCGGCUCAAGCGCGAGUCUACAAUCGAUUUCUGGUGGACGGCUUCGGUGGAGGAGUUGGUGCCGGCGGAACUGGUGCACCGGCUCGGCACCAGCUACGGCAGGCUGGAGAAAGGGAAGGACAUACUUGAUAUAUGGUUCGAUUCGGGCGUAUCGUGGCUGUCGGUGUUGGGUUACGAUCGUGUCGCGGAUCUGUAUCUCGAGGGUGUGGACCAGUUCACCGGCUGGUUUCAAUCGUCACUGCUUACCAGCGUGGCCGCCCGCGACAAGGCACCGUACAAAGCGAUUUUUGUGCACGGAUUCGCUGUUGAUGAGAAUGGGCUGAAAAUGUCCAAAUCCCUGGGGAAUGUGAUUUGUCCCAAGCAGAUUGCAAAGCAGUACGGUUGCGAUGCACUACGAUGGUGGGUUUGUGCGCACGCCACGCAGCACACAUCCAUCCCCGUUAGCCACAAGCUGCUCGGGUCAUCGGCCGAAAACGUCCAGAAGCUGCGAGCGAUUUUGAAAUUCUUGCUCGGAGUAGUAGCACCGGAUGGUAGCAGGACUAGGGCACGACCGAACGUCGACAUACAGCCCGAUCGGCUACACCACAUCGACCGGUACUACCUGCAGCAAUUGGAAGCUUUCCACCAGACCGUGUUCUCGCUGUACGACUCGUACCAGCAUAGCAAGGCGACAGCGGCAAUACUCAACUUCUGCCAAUCGACACUGUCCGGGCUGUAUCUGCAUGUGAUCAAGGAUCGGUUGUACUGUGGCACAGGCGACGAGCACAGCAAUCUGAAAGCGAUUCUCGACGCUACCUACCGGACAGUGUCGAAAGUGCUGUGGCCAAUCGUUCCAUUCCUGGUAGAAGAAAGCUGGAAGUACUAUGAGGCCGAUCAUUUCUACAAAUCAAACCACCAGCACCAGCCGAAUGCUACGCUCCGUGCUGCCCCGCAAUCGGUGCACGCUGUUGAGUGUGCCCUCGAGCUGCGCCAUGCCGUUUAUCAGCAGGCACAGCUAAACGUGAACACCUGGCUGCUCGAAGUGGCAGUCGAGUGUAGCGAUAGUGAUCUUGCCCUCCUGACGAUGCUGCAUCCUAGCUUGCACGUACCGGAACGCUCGACUGAGCUCUGCGAAUUGUUACAGGUCGGAUCUGUGGCUCUGCUGAAACCAUCGUCAAGUGAAAAUCGGUUUACCGUAAGGGUGAAAAAAUCCGACCGGCCGCUGUGCCAGCGUUGUCGCCGGUAUCUAGUGUCGGAACAGGAUCCAAUCUGUCCGCGGUGCAACACUGUGCUAAGCCAACGGUGAGAAAUCAAAUAGAGCUUUUCGGAUGGGAAAAAACAAUUAACAAAUCAGCGAUGAAUGAUGCGCGAAACCAGAGAAACCACUAUUGAGGAAGGUAGUAAGUAUAUGUACAAAUACACUGUUGAGCAAUAGAGCAAUAAUGAAUCAUUUAGCAAUUAAAUGUGGUUCUGUUGAUCGGACAAAAGAAGACAAAAAGUGUGUGGAAAGACGAACAAAACUCAAUAGUAAAAAAAAAAAACACAAAACAUCUUUCAAAUACUUAAAAAAUACACCACACAAAACAAAAACACGAAA
Molecule: messenger RNA, 3279 nt
Organism: Anopheles stephensi (Asian malaria mosquito)
Lineage: Eukaryota; Metazoa; Arthropoda; Insecta; Diptera; Culicidae
Gene: IleRS-m
Product: isoleucine--tRNA ligase, mitochondrial
Exons: 4
Coding region: 79-2988 (969 amino acids)
Biological process (GO): isoleucyl-tRNA aminoacylation
Cellular component (GO): cytosol
Molecular function (GO): ATP binding; aminoacyl-tRNA deacylase activity; isoleucine-tRNA ligase activity
Source: RefSeq, a predicted model, not a curated record